AUGUCGUCUAAACCCACAGCAACCAAGAAAUCGACAAGCUCUUCCGCGCUCCCGUCUCUGCACAGCUUCCCGUCAACGUGGACGGCACCGACAUCAUGCUUUGCAAGCACCAACUACUACCGAGUGCUCUACGCCGAGUCAGGUGUGGGCUACGUCAGCAACAUGUAUGGCACGCCGACGCCUGUUUUCACCGGCAAUACGCCAUCGGGCGACUGCUUCCCGCCCUCGUUCACAAUCAACUUGCCGUAUCUCACGGAUGGUAGCGCCUGUCCCACCGGCUACACCCGGGCCUGCGCAACGGCUGGGUCCGUAACGUCAGGCGGUUCCGCGGACGUGAGCACGAUAACAUGCUGUCCCAGUGUGACCGGCGACGCAUUUUCCUUCAUGUGCAAGGACAAUCAGUACGGUUGCCACGCCACUGCUGCCUCUGGCGGCAUCGUUUGGACGGGUGUCGUCACAAACCUAGGCGUCACACCAGCCACGGAGUCGCCAGUGACGCGUACACCCUCUACCUUGGAAGGUAUCGAGGCGUGGGGCAUCAAGUUUCUCUCGGUUGCACCUGGAUCGACUGCCACCAGCAUUCCAACCCCGGGUCACAACGCGAGCGACACUGACAACCAGGGAACGCCCUCUGCGGACAAUUCGUCGAACCACGGUGGUCUAUCUGGAGGCGCUAUUGCUGGUAUUGUUGUCGGAAGUAUCGCUGGUGUUGCGCUCCUAGCAGUUGGCGCGUUCCUCCUGUACCGCAGAAAGAAGUCGAGCCCAGGCCCCCAAUACCAUGCGCCCGCGCCCGGUAAAUAUCCCAACCAACCGGCCAACGAUCCGAUGUACCAGCCGAGCUCGGUGGGGUCUCCCUUCUCCGGACAGGGACAGAUGGCCUCGAGCUACCAGCCUAGCGAGAUGGAGGCGGCGUCGCCCAACCCGGCACACGCGCAGCCACGAGCUCCAGUCCAGCAGGCGCCUGUUGAGCUUGGAGCGUAG
Akanthomyces muscarius is the source of this 981-nucleotide messenger RNA. RefSeq lists its product as uncharacterized. The record is from RefSeq and is a predicted model, not a curated record. The transcript has 3 exons. Bases 1 to 981 code for a protein of 326 amino acids. NCBI's taxonomy places the organism in Eukaryota, Fungi, Ascomycota, Sordariomycetes, Hypocreales, Cordycipitaceae.